AUGGAGGCGAAGGCGGCGCCCAAGUCAGCUGCAGGCGGCGCGUGCUCGGUGUCGGCAGAAGAGACCGAAAAGUGGAUGGAGGAGGCAAUGCACAUGGCCAAAGAAGCCCUCGAAAAUACUGAAGUUCCUGUUGGUUGCCUUAUGGUCUACAACAAUGAAGUUGUAGGGAAGGGGAGAAAUGAAGUUAACCAAACCAAAAAUGCUACUCGACAUGCAGAAAUGGUGGCCAUUGAUCAGGUCCUUGAUUGGUGUCGUCGAAGUGGCAAGAGUCCCUCUGAAGUAUUUGAACACACUGUGUUAUAUGUCACUGUGGAGCCGUGCAUUAUGUGUGCAGCUGCUCUCCGCCUGAUGAAAAUCCCACUGGUUGUAUAUGGCUGUCAGAAUGAACGAUUUGGUGGUUGUGGCUCUGUUCUAAAUAUUGCCUCUGCUGACCUACCAAACACUGGGAGACCGUUUCAGUGUAUCCCUGGAUAUCGGGCUGAGGAAGCAGUGGAAAUGUUAAAGACCUUCUACAAACAAGAAAAUCCAAAUGCCCCAAAAUCAAAAGUUCGGAAAAAGGAAUGUCAGAAAUCUUGAACAUGUUCUGAUGAAAGAACCAAGUGACCCAAAGUGACCUGGACAAGAUUCCUAGACUGAAAGCUGUUGACAUCGUUGAAUCAUAUGUUUAUAUAUUGUUUUUAAUCUGUGGGAAAAUGGUGUCUCUCAUCAUUUGCUCUGUUAAGGGAACAAAUUAGCACUUUUUAGAAGUCUGACAAUUGUAAACAAUUGUUAGCUUUUCCACAAGCUGAUUCCCAUUUUGAGAUGGGGGGAAAAUUAAGGUUUGAGGUUUUAGAAAUUAGCAAGUAGUGCGUACCGUUCCAGCCACAAGUGCCCAGUCCAGGCAAGUGCUGACUUUUUAGAGAAUGUGUGGCCAGACCCAGGGGCCUGGAGUGUGUCUUAACUGCAUACAGUGUGCCACCCUGAGAACACCUUCUCCAGGACUGCCAUUUCAGAGUCAGAUUCUUCAUUUUUUGCAGCUACGAUGUUCUCCCAGGUCAAUGAGGGGCUGUGACUUCUCUCUAAAUUGUAUGUAAGUUGUGUAUAUAGAGACCAUAAUUAUAUGGUUCUUAAAAAGACUUUGCUUUUAUAAAGCAUUUAGAGAACAUGCAUAGUUUUAAAACAAGUGCUUGGGUUGUCACUUAAAUUAUAGCGUAUUGCUAUAAUAAAACCUAAUUUAUGUCUUAUUUGAAGAUGAAUAGUCUUCAAAGAUAAAGACUAAAUGGGACAAUUGUUAUUGAGCAAAAAACCAAAUUAUCCUGCCCUCGUGGAGCUUAUAUUCUAGCGAGGGGAGAUAGAUAUGAUAGAUAACACAGUUUAUUGGAGGACAAUAAGAGUUACGGCAAAAAGCAAAAGGAACACAGGGUAAAGAGGAUGGGUGCCAGUCGGUGGUGAGAAUGCUGACUGAAAAAUAGAAUGGUCGGUUUAAUCUGAAACAAACGGUUAUUUCUUUAAAAAUCCAUAUAAUAAAUUUUAAAUCUAAAAUGUAAAACUUUGAACACAACACUAGAAAGGCUAUCCACAGCACGAAGUCCCCAGUUCACCUCCCUGACUAUAGGGCAGCUUUGCACAGCCCCACUGGGCGCACUGUGUGCUUCUGCCCAGAAGGGGGCCUCGCCGUUCCACCAGAAGCUCAGCUCCAGGCCCUGGAGGGGCUGCUGCUCCUCAGUUGCAUUUCUUCAGUAGAUUCAUUUCCUUGAUGCAAAGCAUCUGUAUUUGUUGGUUCUGUCAUUUGAGCGAUGUCUCUGAGUUGUUUGUUUUGAAUUACAUUACAGGCUGGAAUGUAAUUGUGGUGAAAGUAUUUUUAUAUUGCUGAGAGUAGCAGCUAAUCACAGUUACAUGCUUCAGAGGAUUUAUAAUUGCUUGGUUUUGUGUGUGUGUGUGUGUGUGUGUGUUUUUAACUGCAUUUGAAAAGUUUUAUAGAGAAUAUGCAUGAUUUUAAAUCUGUGAUAAUGUUACAUGCACCUUCAAUUUCAUCCACUUUAAAAACUAUCUUCUUAUU
Messenger RNA from Mandrillus leucophaeus (drill), 2038 nucleotides. RefSeq names its product adenosine deaminase, tRNA-specific 2 (gene ADAT2). Gene Ontology annotation, biological process: tRNA wobble adenosine to inosine editing. Lineage: Eukaryota; Metazoa; Chordata; Mammalia; Primates; Cercopithecidae. The record is from RefSeq and is a predicted model, not a curated record. Gene Ontology annotation, cellular component: cytoplasm; nucleus. Gene Ontology annotation, molecular function: tRNA-specific adenosine-34 deaminase activity; zinc ion binding. The transcript has 6 exons. Bases 1 to 576 code for a protein of 191 amino acids.